This is a messenger RNA of Lytechinus variegatus (green sea urchin), 1826 nucleotides long. RefSeq lists its product as uncharacterized. The transcript is spliced from 5 exons. NCBI's taxonomy places the organism in Eukaryota, Metazoa, Echinodermata, Echinoidea, Temnopleuroida, Toxopneustidae. The record is from RefSeq and is a predicted model, not a curated record. Bases 1 to 870 code for a protein of 289 amino acids.
AUGGGAUGUACAAAUUCAAAAGUGGCACCAAUCAAUUUCUGCGACAUUGAUGACGUCAUCAACCAGCCUUCGACAUCAUAUCCCAGAGAAAAAAAUAUCAACUCUGAAGAAUUCCUGGCUUAUGAACGAUUCUUGGCCAGUACUCUUCUUGAUGACAGCGAUUCUGACUUCGAUGACGAUGACAACGUCGUCAAGCAAAAACAACCAUCAAUGUCAUACCCACCAGGAAAGAUCAAGAAGAGUUGUGACAUCCUCGUCAUUGAUCAUGGCGAAGACGAGGAUAACUCGGCUCACAUCACUCAAAUCAAAACACGCCCUGGGGGUGUGGCUUUUGAAGUUGCGAAUAACUUUGACCAUAUCACAGAUGUGACAGACGUCAAAGUCAGCCGUGGGGGCGUGGCUUUCGAGAUCACAGCAGACCAAUCUCUUGCUCCCUCUGCAGAGGUUUUAGAGAUGUCUCUCCCGAGUUCACCAAUCACAACCGUGAGCUGCACACGUCACGCCAAGGAAGGCAUUGCUUUUGAGAUCGAUUUCAGCGAUAACGAGGAGCAGAACCAACAACUCAAGACGCUCAGCAAAGUGACGUCACUCAUUGCCAAAUAUGGGUGGAGCGAGCAUGACAUCAUCAAAGAAAGUGACGAUGUAUGGGUUGCCAACAAAGUUCUUGCAAUGAAUGACAAUGCAAAGAGGAAUGAGAAACGGUUGGCAUCUCUGAGGAAGGCUGAGGAAGAGUUCGACCUGAUGACAGCCACUAUGACAGAGAGAGCCCUUGACAGCUUUCACUACUUCCUGGUAAAGGAGACGUGUACAGAACAUAGUCUUCUUAGGAGAGCCCAGUUCAAGGCUUGGCAGAAGAAGAUGAUGCAGUAGAUUGAGCAAGGAAGAAUUUCUUGCACGACCAGGCUAUACUAGAUUGCAGUCAGCUAGCUAUGCACCAUGAUUUCUCUUCUCUCUGGUAUGCGCCACCUUCCCAGAACGGAAUGGAAGAAGAAGAUGUGGGAUUCCCUUCAGCACUGAACAUGGAACGACCUCAGGCGCAGAGGAGGGCAUCCGGUGACAUAGACCUGAUAGUGUUCUUGACACUCUUGUCAAGAACACCAUCUUCUUUGAAAGGUGGACUUUCAGACACGUUAGCCAAGUAAUGAACGAUAAUCUGCAUCCAAAAGGAAAAAUCAAUAAGCCAAAUGCCCAAGAUAGGCUUUCAGUGUACGGGAGAAGACGAUGCAGUGGAAUGAUCAAAAAGAUAAAUUGACGGAGGUUGAGAUGGAUAAGGGUAGUGGUAGUUGGAUGGAUCAGAAAGCCACCAUUGUUUCUUGAAGUCCUGGUGAAGGAAACAACCCCAACAAAGUCACAUUGGGCGGGCUCAUUGAAGGCCUGGCGGAAGAAGAUGAUGUUGAACACUGAUCGAGGAAGAUCUUUUUGUCGGUGAGAUGGACGAUUGAACAGACAUGAUCCCUUGCACACUGAUGCACAUUGUGGUGAAGGAUAAUUUCGCAUAUCAAAAUCUCCUGAUGCAUGGCAAAAGAAGAUGGUGCAGUAGACUGAGCUAAGGAACACCUUCUUGUGCCUUAGGUGGACAUUGGACAUCAUAACAGCCAAUUCUGAUGAAGAAAAGACCAAAGUAACCUUCGGACAUGUUCAGGGCUAACAAAAGCCAUGGCAGAAAAGGACAAUGGGAGAUAUAGUAGGCCGCUUUGAGACCCACUGCACAAAAAAAUCACAUUUAAUGUGACUGAGCGAGAUUUGACAGCGGUAUUCAUGAAACUCGAAGCAAAUUCAUGUCGAAUAUCAGAAAAGUGUCUUACGGAAUGAAGAGCAUAAAUUAA